Molecule: messenger RNA, 1871 nt
Organism: Aspergillus aculeatinus CBS 121060
Lineage: Eukaryota; Fungi; Ascomycota; Eurotiomycetes; Eurotiales; Aspergillaceae
Gene: snf4
Product: AMP-activated serine/threonine-protein kinase regulatory subunit SNF4
Exons: 6
Coding region: 1-1395 (464 amino acids)
Source: RefSeq, a predicted model, not a curated record
AUGACGGAGGACUUUCCCCAGCGGCGGCGGCCAGUCCCCACGGGCAGAACCAGCUCUACUUCCGGCCUGCCGCCCUCCACUAUUAUUACUGCUUCAACAACUACGCCAACAACCACCGCCAACGACCAUUCUCUCUUCUCCUCGGCCACAACGGCGACUGCUACGGCUUUUGCUUUCGCAUCCCCUACUGCUACAGCUCCAUUUCCUCUCUCCACCACCACCACCACCACCACCCUUCACCCUCGAACUCGAUCCCGGUCGCAGCCCUACGCCCCAUCCUCUUCUCUCCCCAUCGCUCUUCUGUCCUCCCACCUCUCCUCCACCUUAGACCGUCGGCCAGUCCGUGCCCACGAGGGAGGUUUCGUGCACCCCGCCUCCUUUCUCCGGCCGCGAGGUCUGUCACAACCAAUGCCCCCAGCUCAGCCCGAGAGGGCCAUCGAUCGGGAAGAGCGUCAGGGCCUACGUGCCAUCCGCAACUUCCUCAAAGUCCGUACCAGUUACGAUGUCCUCCCCCUUAGUUUCCGACUCAUAAUCUUCGACACUUCAUUGUCCGUCAAGGAGAGCUUGAACAUCCUCAUCCAAAAUGGCAGGUGUAUCGUCUCGGCUCCGUUAUGGGAUUCCAAGGCCUCGACCUUUGCCGGUCUUUUGACCACCUCCGACUACAUCAACGUCAUCCAAUACUACUUCCAGAACCCGGCUGCGCUGAACCAGAUCGACCAAUUCCGGCUCGACAGCCUCCGAGAGGUGGAAAAGGCAUUGGGCGUCGCUCCUCCCGAGACGAUAUCGAUCGACCCUGAACGUCCCCUCUAUGAGGCCUGUCGGCGCAUGCUGGAGUCGCGCGCUCGCCGUAUUCCCCUCGUCACAUAUGACAGUCAAACCGACCGCUCUCUCGUUCUCAGCGUCGUUACUCAGUAUCGCAUUCUCAAGUUCGUUGCGGUCAAUGUCCCCGACACCCAGAAGCUGCGCAAGCCGCUUGGUGAGAUCUUGCUGGGCUCUUACCAGAAUGUCGCAACGGCAUCCAUGGAUACCCCUGUCAUUGAUGUCAUUCAUAUUUUGGUCGAGCGGAGCAUAUCCAGUGUGCCGAUUGUGAAUUCCGAGGGAGUGGUCUACAAUGUAUUCGAAGCUGUUGAUGUAAUCACCCUGAUCAAAGGCGGGGUGUAUGAUGAUCUCAGCCUGACAGUCGGAGAGGCGUUGAAAAAGCGAUCUCCAGAUUUUCCGGGCAUCUACACGUGCUCCUUAAAUGAUGGUCUGGACACCAUCUUCGACACUAUUCGCAAGUCUCGCGUCCACCGCCUGGUUGUGGUGGAUGAGAACUUCCGGCUCAAGGGCGUCCUGACCCUGAGCGACAUCCUGCAGUACAUCCUCCUUGAGGGCGAGACUGAUGAGCUAUCAUGAAUUGAUGUUUAACUUCUUGAUUUACCCUUUCUACUGGAGCCACAGUGUUGCCAAUAUACUCACAAUUGCAUAGGAUGGCGUUUCUCGUUUGGGGCUAGUGUCGGUGUCGGAGCCUCUCCCACGGGGUUCGACAGAUGGUAGCUUACUUGUUACCAGCUCAUGUUCUUCUUUUUUUUUUCUCUAUUCCGUCUCUUUCCAACUCACGAUGCAAAAGUAAACCUACAUGCUAUCAUAUAGGGUCUACACAUGUUCUUCGAUCGGUCUCCCCGCCGCGAGCGGCAAGGGGGCCGGGAACCUAGCAUUGGCGCUAGGAUUGACAACAAUAGAUUUCAUUGCUUGUAUGACUCUCUCGCACUCUCAUGAUCCACUCUGAUUCGAUGUUGCUAUUGACCUGUAUGUUGUAUCUUUGUACUUGUUCAACUGUAGUGUCCAGUGUCUUUGCGAUGGAAGUUGACAGCAGGACAUGGCCGCUCUUU